GGUAUGCGCUCUAAGAACGGAGACGGAGGCACCUGCAGCUAGGGCCAUAUGGUGAAGACAAAGCCACGUCAACCCAACCUAGGGUCUCCCCCAUGAGACCCUGGGGAAGGGGACGCAAGGAGUAAGGGCUUCCGCAGCGCCCGUGUCCCCGCCCGUCCUCACCCGCAGCUCCCGGCCCAGCGGCAGCUCUUCAGUCUGGCUAUGCCAGCUGCUCCAAAUGGUCGUGAAUAUCUGCCCAGUACUGUCUAGAACGGUGGCCUGGAGCUACUUACUAAAUAAGAGUUCUACUCUACAGACUCCGCCGAGGGCGGAGAUCGCUGUAGCAACAGGCCACGCCCCACUCGCUGGUUGGGUUUGCGCAGGCGCCCACGGAAGUGGGCCGCAGGAAGAGGAAGUCCCGCCUCUGGCUCUCUGUUCGGAAGGCACACCGCGUAGGAGAAGGAGUCUCCUCAACAAGCCCAAGAGUGAGAUGACCCCAGAGGAGCUGCAGAAGCGGGAGGAGGAGGAGUUUAACACGGGGCCACUCUCCGUGCUCACGCAGUCUGUCAAAAACAACACUCAAGUGCUCAUCAACUGCCGUAACAACAAGAAGCUCCUGGGCCGCGUGAAGGCCUUCGACAGGCACUGCAACAUGGUGCUGGAGAACGUGAAAGAAAUGUGGACGGAGGUCCCCAAGAGCGGCAAAGGCAAGAAGAAGUCCAAGCCAGUCAACAAGGACCGCUACAUCUCCAAGAUGUUCCUGCGUGGGGACUCUGUCAUUGUGGUCCUGAGGAACCCGCUCAUCGCUGGCAAGUAGGGGCCUCCUUCCUGCUGUCAGAACUUGCCCCCUGGUUUUGCAAAGACCUGCCCUCUGUAGUUGAAAUAAUAAAACCGUGUGUUUUUUCUAGUG
This is a messenger RNA of Odocoileus virginianus texanus, 889 nucleotides long. RefSeq names its product small nuclear ribonucleoprotein D2 polypeptide (gene SNRPD2). Gene Ontology annotation, cellular component: precatalytic spliceosome; U4/U6 x U5 tri-snRNP complex; U2 snRNP. Lineage: Eukaryota; Metazoa; Chordata; Mammalia; Artiodactyla; Cervidae. The record is from RefSeq and is a predicted model, not a curated record. Gene Ontology annotation, molecular function: RNA binding. Gene Ontology annotation, biological process: spliceosomal snRNP assembly; RNA splicing.